UUACCAAUUGAAUUUGCUAGUUUGAUGACCAUUUCCAGUCAAACCCACGUGGGUACCUAAACUCCAAUCUUCUAACCGUCUCUUCUCUGCCAAACUUUUAUACUAUGAGCUCUCAAAUUGAAGCACUACACUCCUCAAUAGUCAAUUGUCUCACAGCCAUUUUAAACGGAUAUGCACACGACAGGAAACCGGCUGAAGAUGAGCUGAAAACACUCGAAGUAACGGAAGAGUAUGGUCUUGUGUUGGCGCGGAUCACAGCCUCAAACGAUAGUCCGAUACCAUAUAGACAGUUGGCAUCCAUUGUUCUCAAACAGUACGUGGAAACACAUUGGUCAAGAGAUCUCGAUGAUAAGUUCGAGGAGCCGGAACCACCAGCUCAGGUGAAGGAUGAGAUCCGGAAGAUACUGCCACAUUGCCUGAGGGACCCACAGAGCAAAGUACGGUCCACGGUGGCAUACGCUAUAUCAGCCAUAGCUUCUCUGGACUGGCCUGAGCAGUGGGGCUGCUUAUUUGAUGAGCUAAUGGCUGCAUUAUCAUCAGGGGAGAGCGACCUGGUCCAUGGAGCAAUGAGGGUGUUGUCAGAGUUUUGCCAUGAGAUUAGUGAUACUCAGUUGCCACAAGUUGUACCCAUCGUUCUGCCGGCUCUGCUAAAGGUCAUAGUUCAAGACAACCUGUACAGUGUUCGCACGCGGGCUAGAGCUGUGAGAAUAUUCCACACAUUUGCUGCCCUCGUGUACAGCAUGUGUGGGCGUUUCCCGGAUGCUCCGGACGGCCUUCUUUUUCCAAUACUGCCAGACUAUCUCACAUCGUUUGUCGAGUUGCUUGGCAACAGUAGCCAUGGUAAUGACGACCCUGGCCUCAGAAGAGAGUUAAUCAUGUCUUUGUGUCAACUAUUGCAAUAUUUUCCACGACCUUUGACCCCACACGUACUUACACUAGUGACCCCUGUAUGGAAUAUACUUGUGUCUUCAGUGUCGAGUUACGUAGCCAACGUGGUUAAUAACCCAGACCCAUGUGUGGGAGUAUGUGAUUCCGAUGGUGAGGUCAAAGGUCAAGAGAGCACCCUUUUUGCAAUCUUUGAGUUCAUCAGUGCACUUAGCGAGAGCUCCUUCUCCAAACGUUUGUUGCCUCCAAUUCUGCCAGAGCUCGUCUAUCAUCUGAUUGGCUACAUGCAGAUCACCGAAGAGCAGAUGUGUGUGUGGAGUGACGACAUUAACAGGUUUGUUGAAGAUGAUGAAAACGAAUUCUCAUAUUCAGUACGAUUGUCAGCAUUGGACCUCCUACUGGGCAUGUGCGAGACACCCACACUGGGGGGAUUCUGUUGUGUAGCAAUCGCCACGGCAAUAGAGAAGCGUCUACAGGAGAACCCCCUCACUGCCACUCAAGCAUCGUGGAAGGUUGCCGAGGCGUGCAUGUUGGUGUGCAGCUGUGCACUAGAGGCAGUGGGUCUGGGGCACGGGCAGUUCAAUUGUCAGCCCUUUGUUGAGACGGCCGUCCUCCCUGCCUUGACUAGUAACAUUAACCCUUUCCUCACUGGGCGAUGUCUAUGGCUCGCUAGUAAGAUGGGCACUGCUCUCAAGCCUGGCACCAUCUCACAGCUGUGAUGGAUGUGCUUGUGCACCUAGUGCGUGGGUGUGGGUGUGAGGGUGGUGUGCUUGUGACUGACGUCUUUCCAGCCAUUGUACAGCGAGUGCUCAGUUCUGAUGACUCAGCAAUACUACAGAAUGGUGGCGAAUGUGUGCGAGCGUACGUGUCGUCUUGCACAGAACAGCUGGCUUCAUGGCGUGAUUCUACAGGGACCAAUGGCUUAGAGUACGUUGUCAAGGUGAUACUGUACCUACUCGAGCCAACCAAGGCAGAAUUCACCGCUUCAUUUGUAGGGAAACUGAUCAUCUCUUUUGUAAAGAAGGCUGGUAGUGCACUGGGCGCUCAUUUGGAGCUGCUCUUGCGGUCAGUUCUCAGUAAAAUGCAGAGUACCUCGUCACUCUCUGUCAUGCAGUCUCUUCUGCUCGUCUUUGCCUACCUCCUCCAGACGGAGCUCGAGGCAGUACUAAGGUUUCUUUCACAAGUUCCGGACCCAACCGGCCAAUCAGCUCUCAGCUUUAUCAUGAGGGAGUGGCUAGCCAGACAUUCUUCGUUUUAUGGUGUAUUUGAACCACGAAUGUCGUCACUGGCGCUCACACACAUCCUUACACACACACUCACGACCUCUGACUCUCGGCUGACGUCUCUGGUUGUUAGGGGUGAGGAGGUGUGCCCUGUGGAGGGGGCGGGCGUUAUCACACGAUCACGACGCUCCCAAAUACCAAUACAGUACAACGAAGUAUCCGUCCCAGUGAAGAUUGUCAAGCUGAUAAUUGGAGAUAUUCAAAAUAUACUGGAAAUAGAAGAACCGCCAACAAACUACCAAUCAGAUGAUGAAAAUGAAGAAGUGUUGGGGGGUGAGCUAGAAGCUUUGUUGGACCACCCCCUGCUGGGGGGCGUGGAUUAUGAGGAGGUGGAGGAGGACCCUGACUUACUGGAUGAGCCUGUGCUACAGCUGGACAUGCAAAGCUACCUAGUGACGUAUCUGUGUGAGUUAUCUACUCAACCAUUUUUCACUGGCCUAUUGCAACACUUAACAAGAGACGAACUGAACACAUUAGCUAAAGUUGGCAUCACAUUUAACUCUUAAAUAUUUUUUAUCUGCUUUUUUGUAUGUGUUUGAAAUGUCA
Halichondria panicea is the source of this 2714-nucleotide messenger RNA. RefSeq names its product importin-9-like. NCBI's taxonomy places the organism in Eukaryota, Metazoa, Porifera, Demospongiae, Suberitida, Halichondriidae. Gene Ontology annotation, cellular component: cytosol; nuclear envelope. The record is from RefSeq and is a predicted model, not a curated record. Gene Ontology annotation, biological process: protein import into nucleus. Gene Ontology annotation, molecular function: small GTPase binding.